Messenger RNA from Penicillium pulvis, 1695 nucleotides. Its product is annotated as WD40 repeat domain-containing protein. The transcript has 7 exons. The record is from RefSeq and is a predicted model, not a curated record. Gene Ontology annotation, cellular component: cell tip; cell division site; nucleus. NCBI's taxonomy places the organism in Eukaryota, Fungi, Ascomycota, Eurotiomycetes, Eurotiales, Aspergillaceae. Gene Ontology annotation, molecular function: protein binding. Gene Ontology annotation, biological process: carbon catabolite repression of transcription. The coding region runs from base 1 to 1695 and encodes 564 amino acids.
AUGUUUGUUUUACCACCUCCACCUCCCCGCUAUACUAUCCCUGUCGCCUACGCGGCGGGGGCGGCAAAUGGUAUGGCGGUCCCAGUUGUCGAGACGAACAACACCAUUAGCCACCCGGACGGUGGAUGCCCACUGCAGGUUGGAGAAGGAACCUACACACUCAAAGACGACCUCCUCCUGGCAACACCUCCUCCUCACCCUUCUGAGGCCCCGAUCAUCAAUCCCAACCCUCUUGCGACGGUUCCCAAUCCCCCCACAUCUGGUGUAAAGUUGUCUUUGGUCAGCCUCGACCCUCGCAAGAAGCCACCAACCUUCCUUAAGGGAGCCGUCUCCGCUCCUCAAUUUGGAGAUGGAAACCCCGCGCUUGCGCAACCAGCACCACCUGCAAAGGAUGCACUGAAGCGACGAAAGCCCAAGAAUAACAUCAUUAAGAGUAGCUCAUCUUUUGUCUCGCGGGUGAUCACUCACGAGACAUCGGCCAAGCGAUUGAGUGACCGCGAUCCAAAUGGAACCUUCGCAUUUGCCAACAUCAAUCGUGCAUUUCAAUGGCUCGAUAUCACCUCGGCGUCCAAGGAAGAGCAUCUCACAAAAGUUUUGUUUACCAAGGCUCACAUGUUGUGCCAUGAUAUCAACGAACUGACCAAGACCUCGUCUCACUUGGACAUUGUGAUGGGAUCUUCUGCGGGGGACAUCAUUUGGUAUGAGCCCUUAUCGCAGAAGUACGCCCGCAUCAACAAAAACGGUGUGAUCAACAACUCCCCUGUGACACAUAUCAAAUGGCUUCCUGGAUCAGAGAAUCUCUUCAUGGCAUCACAUGCGAAUGGUGUUUUGGUGGUCUAUGACAAAGAGAAGGAGGAUGCCUUGUUCACAGCAGAGAACACCGGCAUCCCGGAGAGAGACCCUAGCCAGUACCCCUUGGAGAUUCUCAAAUCAGUCAACUCGCGAAACCAGAAGACCAACCCCAUCUCAUCAUGGAAGUUGGCCAGCCAGAAAAUCUCUCACUUUUCGUUUUCACCAGAUCAGCGGCAUUUGGCAAUCGUUAUGGAGGAUGGUUCUCUACGCCUCAUGGAUUAUUUGAAAGAAGAGGUUCUGGAUAUUUUCAGAAGCUAUUAUGGUGGGUUGAUCUGUUCCUGUUGGUCACCCGAUGGGAAAUACAUUGUCACAGGUGGCCAGGAUGAUCUUGUAACAAUUUGGUCAUUCCCCGAACGGAAAAUUGUAGCUAGAUGUCAAGGUCACAACUCGUGGGUGUCAUCAGUAGCCUUCGAUCCUUGGCGCUGUGACCAGAAGACCUAUCGAUUUGGCAGUGUCGGUGAUGACUGCAGACUACUACUUUGGGAUUUCAGCGUUGGAAUGCUCCAUCGCCCUCGUGCGCAUCAUCAAAAUUCUACCAGACAACGCACUAGUGUUGUUGCACCGAGCUCCCAGUCUAUUCGCCACCGUGCCGACAGUUGGGGCAAUCGGAUGAGAUCCGAUUCUGAAAGGACGGAGAACACAUACGACGAUGUCGAGCCAUUGACCAGCCAUCCUGUUGAACCUCGGUCGCGGACUGCUCUUCUGCCACCGAUUAUGUCUAAAAUCGUAGGCGAAGACCCCAUUUGCUGGCUAGGAUUCCAGAAGGAUUGUAUCAUGACAUCCUCCCUUGAAGGUCACAUUCGCACCUGGAAUCGCCCAAAUGACAGCGUGGUCAAGUCAUGA